CCUCCUUCCUAUGAUGUACUGAAGCUGCUGCUGCGUGCAAGUGAGCAGAGUAAUUGAGAACACUUUGCCUUUGCUAAGAGACUCUCUUUCGCUUCUCUUAAAGGCGCAGACGGAACUGAAGCGUUGCAUUUUUUUUUCUUUUUGAUUGAACGAAGAUUGCGAAUAUGUGAAACAAUCAGUUGACUAUUUUAAAAACGCCAUUUUGCGGGCUUAUUUUUUCCUUCUUAGGAGUUGUGCUUUGUUUUCUAUUGCUCAAAGAAGUGGUGAGUUGGUUUUUUCGUCUGCUAACAGAAGAGUUCUUUUAAUCAGGGCGUGUGCAUUUGCGAACAGCUUACCGGAGUAGAUUGCAAUGGCUUCCAAGCUUCUGCGAGCCGUCGUCUUGGGUCCCCCGGGAUCCGGCAAAGGAACCGUGUGCGAGAGGAUCGCCAAGAGCUUUGGCCUCAAGCAUCUUUCCAGCGGGCAAUUUUUGCGGGAGAGCAUCAGGGCAAACAGUGAUAUCGGUAUAUUGGCAAAGCAGUACCUUGAGAAAGGUCUUUUGGUACCAGAUCAUGUAAUUUCACGUGUAAUGAUGACAGAACUGGAGAAAAUGCAAACACAGCCUUGGUUACUAGAUGGUUUUCCAAGGACAUUGGGUCAAGCUGAAGCACUUGAUAGGAUAUGUGAACUGGAUCUAGUGAUAAGUCUGAAUAUCCCAUUUGAGACUCUUAAAGACCGUCUCAGUGCUCGUUGGAUUCACCCAGCAAGUGGAAGAGUAUAUAAUAUGGAAUUCAAUCCACCUCAUAUGCGUGGUAUUGAUGACAUUACUGGUGAACCAUUAAUCCAACAGGAAGAUGAUAAACCUGAAGCUGUUGCUGCUAGACUAAGAAAAUACAAAGAUGCUGCAAAGCCUGUAAUGGAAUUGUACAAAAACAGAGGGAUCCUACACUCAUUCUCUGGGACAGAGACCAACAAAAUUUGGCCUUAUGUUUACACUUUGGUGUCCAGCAAGAUUCCUCCAAUCCAUGCAGAAGAAGCUAACUAAGCAUCCUUAAAAUGGGAAUAAGAAUUUCAUGUCAUUGAUUCUGGUUUUGUUUAUGAUGUGCUGUAUCUGUGCUCUGCUCUUUUUUAAAGAGUAGCUAUUCUCCCCGAUUUUACUGGAGAAUAAUUGUGGAACUACAUCUCAAUGAUUACUUUGUAUGGCAUCCUACUUCUUGGCAUAUAAAUACUUGUGCAUGGACUUCAAGUAAUUGUAAUUGCUAUGCAGAGACAGCUACACCUGAGCAGAUCUGUAGAACCCAUUGUUCACUCCCUCCAGCUACAAUUAGUGCUUCUCUAUAUUCAGUGUGCAUUUUCAUGGAUCCUUGAUCUAACACUCCAUGCCUAUUUAAACACACACUAUUCUAGGUGUACCUGCAAUGCAGCAAGCACUGUGGAAAAUACAUGCAUUAUACAGGUCAAAUAAUGUAUGUUUUGAGUACUCAAUAAACUGGGAAGAAGAAUCAUGGUGACUUCAAUCUCUUGGUUUGCUAAGGAGCCAACCUCAGAAAAAUAUCUCUCAUAAAAAUGCUGCUGUAUAAUAAAACUAGAUUUUUAAAUUUGGAGUGGCUUUAGGCCUUUAUUAUAGAGCAGGCUUGUUUUAGAUCUGAGAAAAGUUGCACUAUAUGGUUAGUACUUUUAAAGGUUUAAUUUUAUAAUAUACUACAACCAGUCACUAAGAGUGCAGUAUCACAGUUUCUUGCUCCUGUAGAAUUGUCCCAAUUUUGCCCCCCAGGCAAAUGAUUAUGUGGGCAGACAUAAUGUCAGACCCAGUUGGUGGUUCAUGUAAUAAGUACCAAAGUUCCAUUACUAUAGAGGUGAGGAAAAAUAUCUCUGCAGUUAUUAAUGACACUUGGGUCGGUAUUUUAGAAUUGUCCAGGUAACUCAUGAAGCUUGAUCACAUGUGCAAAAAAAUGUAUGCCAAUACUAAGAUUUAGUUUAAUUGGAUUAAGAGGGUUGAGAGUUUUCAUUUGGAUUUAUAGUGCCAUUAGAAUUUCAGUUCUAGGAAUAGGUGUGAAUUAGUUGCAGUUGGGGGUUUUUUAUUUCCUUCCUUCCUCCCUCUCUCUCUCUCUCUCUCUCCUUCCCUCCUGGCUCAUCUGGUUAGUUUUUAAUUCUGCAUUAGGAAUUACAAAAGGGAGAAUUCUGACUUUAUUGCCUCAACCUGUAUUGCCAGUGUCCUCUUCCUUUCCUUGCUAAUUGCUUCAUACCAUACAUCAGCAUCAGACUGAGGCUGCAGGUAAGGGAAAGCUUUGGCUGAAUAAAAGCAGAUUGCCUAUUGUACACCUAUUCCUUAAUAUUCACUCUGCUGUUACAACGUUCUAGAGUUUAUAUGCUGCUGAGGGUGCAGUUAACCUGAGUAUUGACUGAAUUCCUGUCAGUGGAUUUUAGAUCAAAAACUGAGUAACAAAUAUUUAAAUGUUGGUGUGUUUGCUCAAAAUUGCCUUUUCUUGAGGAACCAAUUUCUCCUCUGCAAUGAUUAUGGAGAAACUGGGGAUCUACUGUAGGAGUCUCUACACAUUACGUAGGAUUCAACAUUUUUUGAUAGAUGGUGCUGAUGGUCCUUGGUGUUGGCCUGUGCAAACAGAAAUUACAUUGUUGAAUGUUUAAAAUUCAACCUCUUUUUCUCUAUAUAUUUCAUGAUCAAUAGUUCAUGAAAUGAAUUAGGCUGCCAUUCUAAAUCUUGCAAUGCAAGCCAGCUUCAAGGAUCCAAGAUUCAAACGAAAUGGACUUCAUUUGUAAGAUGUCUAAGCUUUUUCUCUUACCCUAAGUCCUCCAGGCAGUUGUCCAAAAAGGUCUUGCAUUGUCUGAUACAAUACGUAAAAACAGCCUAACUUUCUAAAUUCUCUCAAGUUGUCUUAUUUGAAACAUUAUAAAAGGGGUGGGGUGGAAACGCAUUUGAAUAAAUUAAUCUGACUUUUACUGAAUUGUUACUUUCUCCUGAAACUAUGCUGCUGAUAUCAAAAUUACGCUUUUUUGACAGUAUAGAAUUAACUUCCACACAUAACAAAAUAGAACUAAAGACUUCCUAUUUCUCUGAUACAAGAUUGGAGCUUAAUGCCAUUUUGUCUGCAUACCCACAAUCUAUUAGAUAAUUGCAUUGCCGUUUUUUCCCCUUGUAUAUUAAUAUUUGCAAAAUUGAAUUGGCAGAACCCCAGUGUUGGUAUAGUACAUUUCAAACUCUUAGCUGUUGUUAAGGGAUCAAAAACUUGGUAUGGUUAUUCAACCUUUCUACAUAAAAUGUAUGCAGGAAGAUAUGCUGCUACACACUUCAGCCUGAUGUCCAGAUUACUUUUAGAUCUUUACAGAUUUAGGGUGUAGAUUUGAACAGAGUCACAUAAGCAUCUUUUCUGAGUGUACUUACAGAUCUUCCAUGAUUGGGAAGCUUGCUCCAUCUAUGUCAGUAAGUAGCACCCUUUUAAUACGAUUGCCAGAGCUAGACUGCAAUAAUUACAUGAUCACUAGAUAUCAGCAGAUGAAGAAAAGUUGCAACUCUUAGCUGCCUUCUAGUAGUGCAGAUUUUUGAGCCCAUAUCUGAUAGUCUUGAAGAUCUUCAUGUAAUGAUAUACACAUCAUUUGAGAGAGCAUACUCUUCCAAUAUUUUUCCUAUCUUAAUGAGAUAGGCUAACAUCUGCAGAAGACAAUAGAAGGAAAUUGGUUUUUAUUUUUGUAAGAAUUUUAUUUUUACACAAAGCAUUAGAGGGAGAACCAGGCUGCAGUCCUGUGUCCACACUUGCCUCAGAGCAAGUUUCAUUGAGUUCUGUGGGUCUCAUUAAUAGUUGUGCAUAGCAUUGUCCACUUGCCUUUUUAAAAUUUACAUUUUUAUCAAUACACUAUUUUGCUACUUGUUAAUAUUAUUUGAUUUAAAGAUGUAUUCUAGCAGUUACUUAUGUGUGAGUAUGCAUAUGUGAGUUAGUUACCGUUGCAUUCAUUGUUUUCACAGAUAGCAGUUGAACUAGAAGCCAUCCAAAGUAUUAAUGGCCAUUGCAGCACAGUAAAAUGUUCUCAAAAGUUUAAAGUGUGAAGCCAUUAUGAAGUCCACAAGAGUCAUGUAUGUUUCAAAAUUGUAGUAUACCUAUACUGCCUACUUAAAAAGCAAAAUCUUGCUUUUGGCUGAUAACUACAUCACCAUAUCACUAUGACCAUCAUACUUUAUAAGAAUUAUUCAUUACUGCCAUUUAACUCUCAGGCAUACUAUUGAAUUUUUACCUAUUUUAUAGCUUGAAACUUUAAAAACACUGGCUUUUUGUUCUGUGCUAUAUUUGCCAGUUACUCUUAUUUUUUAAUGAUUAAGUGCAACACCACAUGCAUAGUUAAUUGAACAAACACUUUUCUGUUCCUUCCUCUUCCCCCUCCCCCUCCCCCAACAGUAGGGUGUGCUUGAUAUAAUCAUUUAUAUGAAGCAAUGGUUGCUGUAAUUUUAUUACUGAAGAGUGAGCAUGUCUGAAGCCAGCCCAAGCUUUUUACUCUGUAAUAAAAUAGUUAGAUUGCAGUCUGGAUUGGAGUUAGAUGACUAGUUAGGUGUUUUAAGAACUUCAGUGUCUCUGACAACUCAGUAAUUGAAAAUUCCAUAUAUGUAGAUGCAACCCAUCUAUGGAUUUUAGCAUGGCUUGUUUUAGAACUUCUUGGGAGAAUACACCCCAUCACAGCAUAUAUUUGGAAAUGCAGCUUUCCAAAGGUUUUUGGUAUUCUUUUUAAUUAAAAGACCUUGAACCCUUUCCACCAAAUUCCAUUAACACUCCCUGUUGGUACUUCUGGGAGUUGGUAUUUACAUGAUACCAUCAAAAAGUGGAAUUUGAAGCAUUACCCCUUCGUAGACUUAUAAAGUUUAGAAACAUCAAUGGCAGCAGCAUAUUUAAGAAAAAGGAAACACGUUUACACAUUAUAUAUAUAUUAACUCUCUUGAGUGUAACAAAGCAUUGGCUGUUCGCAAUAGGAAGAUAUGUUUGUUACAGCUUUUCAGUGCAGAAAGGUUCAUUUGCUUUUAACCUACUCAUGCUGAAUAUCUAGUGUAAGCAAGGAGGAAAUGAUAAAAGCCUCUGUCGUUUCCAGAGUCUAGAUUUCCGUGGCUGUUUCUGGAGACAACUACCCUCAUUGGUUUCCAUCAUGGGGUUUGUACAUUGCACUAAAUCAGGAUUUAAUGGCCUGGUUCACAAUGGGUGAAUUCACAUAUCUCAGCCCAAAGCAAGCAUUUGGUCUAGCUUUCUACUCUGCCACAAACUUUUUCGGCUUGGUGUCUAGUGUCAGUCUGUUACGAGCAGGGGACUUGAAAUGUAAGGCUGGGAAUCCACAUUUCGUCUGUGCCCCAAGCACACAGUGAAAAUAGCAGAUGAUGCCACGGUGAUUUGUGAUUUUCUGCAGAAAGGAUGGACAGAGUGCUGGUCUUAGGGGGAUUAUUAAUUUGAACCAAUUCUAUAUUUCCAUCCAUUGUCUUAUUCUGUGUACCAAAAUAGGUUGAAGACAAAUCUUCCAAAGAGAUUUACAAAGUGAUAAAAUAAGUUGCAUUUGUAAGAAAGAAAUAGAUACAUACAUCACUCAGCUCUGUGACAGCAUGUAGCUGACCUUUGUUAAUCUUGAAAAGCUUAGUAGAGUCUGACCUGUUUACUAGUUGGAUAGGAAACUAGAAUGGGAAGAUGAAAAAGCCUGCUGAAAGAAUGAUAAACCUCUGCCUUCCAAGCAAAGUACACGGAUAUGUCCAUCAAGUCAUCCAGUGUUGAACUUCCCUUGAAGGAGAUUAUAUGCACUUAGAUAUUGGAGGAGAAUAGAAGCACUCUUUUGACUUUAGUUUAUGGUAUGCCUCAGAAUGUUGCCUUGUAAAGGUUACAAAGAGUUCCAUUCCAAAAUUCAUAUUUAUGGCAGAGGGGUAAUGUACAAACACAUUGUAUUGUGUGACUUUUCUGCAAAUGUACGUUAUUAAAUGUUGCAGGAUUAAAAUACCUACUUGAUGCUCUGAAUUGUACACAUCACUCCAUAUGGGGAAUAUUCAUAUACUACUAUCUUCUUGUGACACCUUUUCUCCAAAAUUAUUAUCUUCAGUAAUUUACCAUCAUUUUCACCUCAUGAUGUCAGCACUUUACUGUGAAUCGGAUGCAUUUUCUAAACUGAACAAUUGUUUUUAUAAUGACUGUAUAAUGGGAGCAUAUUGGAACUGAGGGGUUCUUUGGUUAGACAAGUGUUUUAAACAAUUUUUGUCUAGAACAACAACAUGAGAGAUGCAGUUUUGUUUUGCAUUGCAUAGUCUUCUCUCCCCCUUCCCCAAAUAUUCCAUACAGUCGCUGUAUUAGCAUUUGUUAUAUGUUAAUAAAGUUAUCUUUAACUUAGUCCAUGCCUUGAGAAGUGUGUAUUAUGUAGAUCAGUGUUUCUUAACUUUGGCAAUUUUAAGAUGUGUAGACUUCAACUCCCAGCAUGGCUGACUGGGAAUUCUGGGAGUUGAAGUCCACACAUCUUAAAAUUGCCAAGGUUGAGAAACACUAAUGUGGAUAGAUGAAUGUAAUAAAAACAGGCACUGUGAUACCUGCAUGCAUAAGUAUACCUGCAAACCCUUGUCUGGCAAUUGGCUGGUUCUCUCCCUGCCUUAGCUUCAAUUUUUGUUCAGUUCUUCUAACUAAAAAAUAAAUGGAAACUUGUGCUGCA
Candoia aspera is the source of this 6645-nucleotide messenger RNA. It is a transcript of the gene AK4, whose product is annotated as adenylate kinase 4. Gene Ontology annotation, molecular function: ATP binding; nucleoside diphosphate kinase activity; AMP kinase activity. The coding region runs from base 350 to 1021 and encodes 223 amino acids. Gene Ontology annotation, cellular component: cytoplasm; mitochondrion. Lineage: Eukaryota; Metazoa; Chordata; Lepidosauria; Squamata; Candoiidae. The record is from RefSeq and is a predicted model, not a curated record. The transcript is spliced from 6 exons. Gene Ontology annotation, biological process: nucleobase-containing compound metabolic process.